Messenger RNA from Entrophospora sp. SA101, 548 nucleotides. The record is from the annotation of a GenBank genome assembly. Lineage: Eukaryota; Fungi; Glomeromycota; Glomeromycetes; Entrophosporales; Entrophosporaceae.
UAAUCGGCGGUCAAGACCAGCAGCAGCAUGGUGAAUUAACGGCUGCCAUCGCCCGCAACUUCAAUAACUUUUACCAAGCCGAAUUGCUAAAAUUGCCACAAUUUGCUAUCCCUCAAUUAGGGGGUAAAAUUAUGGGCUUGCAAAAUCCGGAAAAAAAAAUGUCCAAAAGUGAAAACGACCAUUUGGCUUUACUCGAUGAACCUGAAAUUGUCAAAAAAAAAAUCCAGCGAGCGGAAACAGACUCAGAAAACAAGGUUUAUUAUGACCCAAUAAAAAAAACUGGCAUUUCUAACCUUUUGCUUAUUUAUGCUUUGUUCAAGAAGGUCAGCCCGCAGGAAGCGGAAAAAGAGGUGAGUAAUUUAAACUACCACCAAUUUAAAACUAAAUUAGCAGAAUUAGUUUGCGCUAAAUUCCAAAUUAUUCAAGAAAAGUUUCCUAUUUAUCAAGCCAAAAUCACUGGCUUAUUGGAAAAAAAUCAACAUUACUGCCAAAAACUGGCUCAGCAAAAAUUAAAAGAGAUUAAAAAUAAAAUGAAAUUGCCAAAUUAA